AAGAUUUCUUAAACUCUUCCCCAUCAUCAUAAAGGUCAAGCUCUCGACAUCUGAUAAACUUCACCUUUCAGCAUAUUAAAUUACAACUUAAAAUGCAAGACGGCAGCUUCAGUCAGAUGAUGGGAAAAAGCUUUGUCAUCAUGUUAUGUGGAACAAUACAAUCAUGCCUGGGAGAUCACGCUUAACCAUUUCCAGGAUCUGAGUUAGUCACUGAGUGAUUUGGCUUUAUUGUUUAAAAGUUUUCUGCCCCGAAAUGCUGACUUGGUAUCUAUCAUCUACUCCCAUUUAAAGAGAGCUGAUCCACAAGAGGAGGAACUGGACCAUCUUUGUUGUUUCAAAGUAUUAAUUUUGAGACAUGACUAGUAGGUACAGCUAAUCCUGUUUUAUAGUCCGUGAAAUUAAGGUAAGUGGAAUGGUGUCACUACGAUUAGUGGUCAUGCCAGAAUCUAUACUUGCAGUACAAGAUCUACAGGACUGAUUGUAUUCACUUUGUACAUUUGGAUGCAGUUUUGCCUCUCAUGAUUUGGACUAUUUUAUUUUUAAAGAUAAACAUGAUACCAGUUGGAAAAUUUCUGCUUUUAAAUCAGAGGGUUAUAUCAGAUAAGCGUAAGCAUCUUUAAACUCUCAUGCACUGGUUUUAAUGUAACUGUUUAGAUAGACAGAUGUUGAGCCAGAUGGCAUUGUGUCUCCCAUCCAGUCCCAUCAAGCAUUAUUAUUAGUGUCCAUUGAGAUAGAGUAUAUAUUUGCUAUUGUGUUGGUUCCAGAGAGCUGGGGCUCCAUUAUAGUGAGAGCUUGCACUGCUUUGUGCUUUAAUAUUGAUGUGCUACAUAGCUCUUCAGCAAGAUUCUUUCUGCUCCCCCUCCCCAUUCCCCAAUACUUUUUCUUUCAAUGUCUGCUUAUAUUUCCAACAGUGCCUUGGAGUUGCUCAUGCUGGCACUUUGCCUGGUGUUUUUCAGAAUUCUGUUACGAGAAGCACAAGACAACAGUUAUCAUGUGAUGUAAGUGUGAGACGGAAGCAAAGAUAAACAUGCAGUCCAACCACACAACUAGGAAUGGCUGCCGAGUACAGGAAGUUAUGCAGUUGAUCAAGAAGCAGCUGGUGAACUCCAUCAAGGCCCUGCAGAAACAUUACGUGACCUCUGAUGCUCUUGUACCAAGUGAUGAUCAAGAUGCUAAUACUCUUUGUUGUGUAUUGGAGGCUGUAUUUGUACAUGGUUUGAAAACUAAGCACAUCAAAGCAGAAAUUGGAGCAAAAGGGAGAAAACAUGGAGGGCGCCUUCCUCAGCCAGUGUUUUGGACUCUGCUAAAAUCUGUCACACACAGAAACAUAAUUUCUGAACUGGAAAACUUGAUCUUCAUCAAUACAGAUGUGGGGCGUUGUCGUGCAUGGUUGAGGCUGGCUUUGAAUGAUGGCCUGAUGGAGUGUUAUCUAAAACUCUUGCUUCAUGAAAAGUCUCAACUCUUUGAAUAUUAUCAUUCAUCUGCUCUGCUUCUGGAUACUGAGGAGGUUGAAUUUCUCCUCAGCUAUUUGCAGGGCUUGUCUUCUUUGGCCUUUGACCUCUCGUAUAAGUCAGCAGUAUUGAACGAGUGGACCAUCACACCUUUAUCCUUGUCAGGCCUUUGCCCUGCCUGGGAACUGUUGGACCCUCUUGUGGGACUGGAACCUCAAAGAAAGGAGUCACUUAGUUCUCUCUCACAAUCUUCUGGCUCUGAUGAAGUUGAAGCUCACCCAGCCAUCCUGCCUGCCCCUAAAAGUGACCAGGCAGAUAAACUCACAGCUUCCAACUUGAGCAUCAGCACAACUGGUUCCUCACAGCUCUCUUCCAGCCUGGAUUCUGACAUUCUUCUCCCAGCCAAUUCUACCAGCACUCACAGCCCUGCUCAGGAGAAAGAGCCAAUCUCCAAUGACUCUGAAGUGGAGAUGACAACAGCAACAGCAGACUUGGACCAGGACCUCCAAGAGGUGUUAGCAGAAUUUACCAGGACACAGAGAAAGUUGGAAACUGUAGGAGUUCAUGAAGCACACAUCAUCUCUCAGUCUUCCCCACCAGAGUGCCCCUGCCCUGCUACCAGUUUCUGCACUGUGCACCGUCCUCAUACUGUACUGGAAAAAGGCCCUGUUGACAUCAUGCUACCUGCAAUAAUGAUAAAUUCACAGCUUCCCAAUUUACCUAAGACUGGAGAAUCUGUUAGUAGUACCAGUGUCCAACAGACCUCUAUGCUAACCACAAUAAUUGUGACCAAAAAACCUGUGGAUGUGUCCCAAAUUCCUUGCAACAAGAGAGGAGCUAAAAGUCGGACUGAUGAAGUCAGUGGUUAUGAAGGAAGCCUCCCAGGAACAGACCAGCUUCUUUCACCAAUCUCACCAGUGGUCUGCCCUAAAAGAAGCUGGAUCACUGAGGAUGAUUUUUACCUUCCUUCCCCUCCCGAGGAAACAGAAAAAAGCUUCUCCAGUUCUCCCAGUACCUCACGAGAGAGGCUUACCAGUACCCAACCUGCUAUGCCAUUGAGAGCCCCAGAUCGAGGCAAGCUUUCUGUAUCCUCAGCAGAGCUCAGCAAACUCAAACUGUCUCCUAGGAGGGAGCUGAAGGGCUUUAGUGUUGUUCAUCGGAGAGAAAUAGGUCUUUCCAAUCCAUUUCGGGGUCUGCUGAAAUUGGGGACUCUGGAACGUCGAGGAGCUCUGGGCAUUUGGAAGGAGUUUUUCUGUGAGCUCUCACCUCUAGAAUUGCGGCUAUUUGUAGACUGUGAGGAGCGAGUAUGUGUAGAAAACUAUUCUCUGCUGAGAUGUGAGUCCUUAGGACGGGCUCACAGUGAUGGGCGCUUUGAGCUGGUCUUUUCCAACAAACGAUUGUGUCUUCGGGCUUCCUCCCGGGAUGAAGCAGAGGACUGGUUGGACCGGCUGCAUGAAGCCCUAAAAAAGUUUAGGUUACAGAAGGAUGAAGGGUGGAAAACUCUAGAGUGCCCUGAGGCUGCAGAGGAUUCUGAGGAUUUCUUCGGAGGUGGACCACCUGGUGACUUGCCUUCCUUCUCGGUGUACAGUAGAACUGGCCCAACUGAGUUGGACUGGUCAUGUGCCUUGAAACCCGAGCUAGAUGCAGUCAAGGAAUCUGUCCUGUACUUGGAGGUUGAGAAAGCAUGGGUCCCUUUGGUGUUCUCCCUGUCCUUAGAAGCCUUGAAAUGCUUCAAAGCCAGAAAUGAUAAAAAGAUACUGAGCAACAGCUUUGGAAUUGAGACCAUCCAAGAUAUCCUGCCAGAUGUGAACUUGGGUGGACCUUCAUUCUUCAAGAUCAUCACUUCAAAAGCAGUGCUGAAGUUGAGAGCUGAGAACACAGAGGAGGCAACUGAUUGGAGAGACCUGGUCCGCCGGGUGCUCAUGUCCUACCUGGAAGUGGCUGAGGAGGCCCUCACACUUGGAGGCCAUCUGGAUGGCAGUUCACAGGCAAUCCUGAAGAAUACUGUUAAGGAAAAUGGAUAUUUGCUGCAGUAUCUGGUUGCCAUCCCCAUGGAGAAAGGCCUGGACUGCCAAAGUUUCAUAUGUGCAGGCUGCUCCAGGCAGAUUGGCUUCUACUUUGUGAAACCUAAGCUGUGUUCAUUCACUGGCCUCUAUUUCUGUGACAAUUGCCACCAAGAUGAAGAGUCUGUGAUACCUUCACGUCUAAUUCAUAACUGGGAUCUUUCCAGAUAUCCGAUAGCAGAUGGUAUAUUUGAAACUUUUCUUCAGUCGCUGAUCCAAUUUGCCUCCCACCAUGUGUAUAGUUGUGAUCUUUGUACUCAGAGGGGCUUCAUCUGCCAAAUAUGCAACAAGAAUGACAUCAUCUUUCCCUUUGAAUUUGAUACAACCAGCAGGUAAGUUUUACACAUGUCCUUUCCUCUAGAACUGAAUACACAUUUUAAAGAAACUAAAAUAAAAUUAGUAUAUAUAGUAUUCAGUAUAUAUUGACCAUAUCUUGGAACUUGCUGUGAUAGCACAUCAGGAAACUGAGUUAUUUGUGGCACUAUUCUCUCCCUUAGGACAGUGGCCCAUGACAGUCCCUAAAGACAGCUGCCUGUCCCACUUUGCUCUAAUAUGAUAGGCAGACUUGGGGUCCCCUGAUAGGAGCUAGAUUGCAUUCCUUCUCAGUAGCAGUGCCUUGGGAUGAUCUUACCCCCCCCCCCACAUACACAAAGGAUGCUAAGUUGGCCCGGAUCCUACUGGCCUUUAGGAAAAUUUUAAAAACAUGGUCAUAUCCCCAAGCAUUGGACCACGGUGUGUAAGUUCCCACCGGAAGAGGGUACAAACGUUAGCCAAGUUGCCUGUUACCUAUUAUUGUUGUUCAUUGUAGUUUUAUUUUGGUUCUUUCUUUUUUUUAAUAAGCUGACCACAAUGGCAUUUCCAGGUUGGUUGGGCAUAUAUAUUUGUAAAUAAAUAAAUAAGUCCAUCCUUUCAUUCAUUUACAUAGCAUAGUCAGAACUAGAACUAGAUCAGGUAAGAGUCAAGAUAAUUAAUUGAAUGUUAAUGAAAUCCUUAAAUCCUUAUCAUAAUGAUAAGUAACAGAAUGCUUAUAAACAUAUAAAUGUCCUUCUUAGAAAACAUUUAUUUGUUCGAGUCGGGGGUCAGGCCCUUUGACUGAGAGAUUACUGAGAGGAUACAAAAAAUUAAAAUAAUAGCCUUAGC
Crotalus tigris (Tiger rattlesnake) is the source of this 4654-nucleotide messenger RNA. Its product is annotated as pleckstrin homology domain-containing family M member 1-like. The record is from RefSeq and is a predicted model, not a curated record. Bases 1028 to 3850 code for a protein of 940 amino acids. NCBI's taxonomy places the organism in Eukaryota, Metazoa, Chordata, Lepidosauria, Squamata, Viperidae. The transcript has 9 exons.